UUCGUCACGGUUCUUUUGUUAUUUUUGUAUUCAGUGCUUUCUUUGAUUGACGUUAUGGACACUUACCCCGCUACAUCUUGGUCCGAUUCUUACUCCUCUUCUGACGAAGAGGAAAUCUGCCGUUACACUGGGGGUGUAUAUGAACAUAUUUUAAUAAGAGUUACUGUUGUUAAAACGCUGUCCGUUUCACUUUAAGUAACCUGCAUACCUGCAGACAUUCCAGACAUGUUUAUUGUGCUUCAUGAUUAUGUCCACGUCACCUCCUGUCAUUCUCUCUAAACAUUUGAGGAGUGGAAAGGUCUGAUCACCAUGGCAGCAAACAUCAUAGUCCACCAACAGGUGGCAGCACCUGCUAUGAGGGCCUGGAACACUGGCCUUUUUGACUGCUGUCAAGACAUGAAUUCCUGUUGUUAUGGUUUCUGGUGCUGUCCUUGCUUAGCCUGCUCCACCACGGGAGAGUUUGGCGAGAGCACCUGUCUGCCAUUAGUGGACAUCAUGGGCCCUGCUUGCAUGGUUGCCUUUGGGGUGCCCAUCAUUGUGCCACCCGCAAGUCUGUCCAUGCGGGUUGCUGUACGCCACAAAUAUGGCAUUCAGCAAAGCCUUUGUGAGGAUAUCAUGGCGUCCUGCUUCUGUGUCUGGUGCUCAUGGUGUCAGAUGGCCAGGGAGAUCAAAGACCACAAGAGCUGCACUUUCACAACCACCCAGCCUGUGGCCAUCCAAGUGCAGCCUCCAACCAUGACCAACUCAAACGUGUCCUACACAACCAAUCAUCAGAGCUACACCAUGACCAGCCCACAGUCCCCCAACCCACAGGGCUACAUCAUGACCAACCCACAGGGCUACACCAUGACCAGCCCACAGUCCCCCAACCCACAGGGCUACAUCAUGACCAACCCACAGGGCUACACCAUGACCACCCCACAGUCCCCCAACCAACAGGGCUACAUCAUGACCAACCAACAGGGCUACAUCAUGACCAGCCCAAAGUCCCCAAACCAACAGGGCUACAUCAUGACCAGCCCACAGUCCUCCAGCAUGGUUGAGAAGCACCCUGAUAUGAUGGCAGGCCCCCCAUCUCAAAUGAUGGCUUCUGCUCCUAAUGCCUAUAACCCUGCUUUCAUGAUGCCCCCUGAUAUGUCUAACCAUAUGGUGAACACCCCUGUCUCCACCCAACCAUCCAAAUGCUGAGCUCUGCUUCAUCUAAUCACAUACUGAUAGCUGAUCUUGCUAUAAUGUUCACAGUCAAUGAAAUAAUUAGAUUGUUGGAAAUAUGUUUUUAUAUGGUUAAUAGUCUGAGGUCUAUUUGAUGGUAAUGGCCUCUGCUCAUUGUCUUGACAUGUAAUAAAGUCAUUUAUAUUGUG
Molecule: messenger RNA, 1361 nt
Organism: Oncorhynchus masou masou (cherry salmon)
Lineage: Eukaryota; Metazoa; Chordata; Actinopteri; Salmoniformes; Salmonidae
Product: DNA-directed RNA polymerase II subunit RPB1-like
Exons: 4
Coding region: 310-1188 (292 amino acids)
Source: RefSeq, a predicted model, not a curated record